AUGAAGGCAGAGGAUCCUGGGGGAUAUCGGUGUUUAACACGAUGGGUGGUGGCAAAGCUCGCCAGCCACCCGGCCACUGUCAACAUAGAGGGCCCUGAAGAGGAGCCGCAGUCCCCCUUUGAGGAACUGGCAGAAGUCAUUCCCUCUUCCUCGGGUCUGACUACAAGCAAUCAAAAACUCUGUAAAACGUGUUCAUCCUGCUGCUCCAUCCUAAGUGAUACACACAUUAUUCCACCAGUUUUAUCGCAAAACAGAGGAUUCAUCAGGCAGGACGGUGAUUCUGGGCUACUUUCCCCUCUUCCUUCUGAUUCCUUCAAGUAUCUCAGCUGGUGUGACAUAGAAGAACAUGAUGUUCGAGGAAAUCAGCUUCACUGUCCCCGAGUUAGAAAAGGGCCUUCAGAAGAAGAGCUAUUUUUCAGAGGAGAAGAACAUACUUUGAAAAAAAGAAAACAAGUAACUGACACAGAGAAGUGGCAAAAGAAACUGCAAGAAAACUGGGAAAACUGUGCUGAGUUGAACCUUUCAUUCCAGGACCUGGGUGAUCUUUACCAGGUGGAAAACUUCAAAAGGAUUCUUAAAAGAUUAAUUCGGGUGGAAAAACUUUGGUUGGUGGACAAUUCUUUGACGGACCUAAGUGCCAUCAGGUUGCCAAGAUGCAGAGAACUAAAUGUCAAUAAAAACCACUUUACAUCCUUCAAACAGCUGCCAAAGAUACCUCAGAUUCAGCAUUUAUCACUUGCUGAAAAUAACAUUAUGACACUAAGUGGAAUAUCAGACUUCAGACAUACUCCACUUGAAUCCCUUAUACUCAAGAGGAAUCCCUGUGAAUUUCAAGAAAGAUACAGACAACUUGUAUUCUCCAGUUUGCCAAAUCUGAAAAUGCUGGAUGGUAUCCCAAAACUGCCUGAGGACUGCUCACCCCCAGAUAUCAGUUUUUUUUUCAAAAUGUGUACUAUACUCUAGCACUGUAUUUUUGUAGGAUCACAGCUGUGCUAGAAUCACCCCAUUUAAAAG
Messenger RNA from Charadrius vociferus (killdeer), 1014 nucleotides. RefSeq lists its product as uncharacterized. NCBI's taxonomy places the organism in Eukaryota, Metazoa, Chordata, Aves, Charadriiformes, Charadriidae. The coding region runs from base 1 to 963 and encodes 320 amino acids. The record is from RefSeq and is a predicted model, not a curated record. The transcript is spliced from 7 exons.